AUGGCCAUGAUCGACGUGGCACUCACAGGCAUCCUGUUGAAACUGAUCAACAGGACCCAGCUCAGAGGCAGCAGAUCACACGGAGGCAUCACGCUCGCGCUUGUGAGCCAGCUCCGCUCUUACCAGGAUUGGGCGUCGAGGAACAGAGGCAUCCGGCACAAGUGCACAUUGCGGAUGUGCGGCUUGGUCACACCUCUCCUACGCGUCGUCGGUUUCAUACCUGAUUGGGAGGAGGAGGUCGCACCACCCGAGGGGCUCGAAAUCGAGUACCUGAGGAACAGCGUCUUCCUGCAGAAGACAUCAGACGACAUACAGCUCCUCUACCAGUUCGUUCACGUUCAGCUCGGCGCUUCCCGCAUGUUACUUCCCAGCCCCAGCUGGACCACGAUCAGAGGAGGGUCCAACGUCGAGUUCAACCCACCUCAGUCCGCUCUUUACACUGGAGAUCGACCGUCCGUCAGAGACUACGCCACACCUCCGGCGACCACACACCGCGGUGAUUGGUCACACGCAGAGCUUGACACCACGCAAACGGACGAGCUCGACCAUCUCCACUUCGUGGGCUACACUACCACUGCCAGACAGAGCGCCGGACUGAAGGCGGCUCACCAGCACAUCAGCAUUCUCCAGCGGUGGAACAAGGCGCAAGACAAGAUCACCAGCAAGCUCAAGAGCAAGAGGACCGCAGUCGGUCCACGCCAGGCGGACCUCUCCGAGGAUGACGAGCCACACCACGACACCACUGGAGGUCGGCCACUACCCCCUGACCCGCCACGUCACUCCUCUUUCGAGCCGCGUCAGCAGCGCAAGAGGCGCCACGGAGAGCGACAGACUGCGAGACCAUCAGGCGCACGAGCUGACGCCGACUUGCCAUUCAGGCGAUGCAGCUCUGUCUCCAGACAGACGCCUCCGACGGAUCAUCACACUCCGCCGACGAGGGCUCCACCGGACCAAUAUGUGCCGUACAGCACAGAGCGAGCUGCGCCUACCACCAUCCCUCCAUACACGCAGGAGAGCAUGCAGGAGGACCUCGACGACCUCAUUCACGGACGUCCCUGA
This is a messenger RNA of Microthlaspi erraticum, 1059 nucleotides long. The record is from the annotation of a GenBank genome assembly. NCBI's taxonomy places the organism in Eukaryota, Viridiplantae, Streptophyta, Magnoliopsida, Brassicales, Brassicaceae.